Molecule: messenger RNA, 1055 nt
Organism: Dendronephthya gigantea
Lineage: Eukaryota; Metazoa; Cnidaria; Anthozoa; Malacalcyonacea; Nephtheidae
Exons: 2
Coding region: 23-820 (265 amino acids)
Source: RefSeq, a predicted model, not a curated record
CCUGCCGUGGGACAUACGAAAGAUGUGGGGACAACACGGCGUGAACGCGUACGAAGAAUAUCGUCCGAUAUUGAACCGCCCCGAGGAUCCUACGGUAUGGGCCUGCAGUGGCGCUGGAUCGCGGCAAGUUCUCGCAGACGAUGGUGAAUCGUGGCCCGAGAGCCAAGAUUCGGACAACUUUUUUUUUCGAAUCGUAUCAUGUAGCACGUUUUCGGAAAGCCGAUGUUUCGUCGCGAAAAGCGAAAUUCCGAACUCGGGUCACGGCCUGUUCCUAGCACGACACAAGUUCCCCAUCGAGAGCGGGGCGCAUAUCUGCCUUUACGCCGAACGAAGCACCACCGAGGAAGAAAUGAACAAAAACAGCAGCUCUCGUUCCUACGCGAUAUUCGUGCACAGAAAAAAACGAUGGUUCGACGCGGAGGUGGAAACGGCCAAUAAUUUGGGACGAUUUGCAAAUCAGCCGUGGGUGCUCGAAGCAUUCAAGCACAUACGAACUCUUUCGUCAGCGGAAAGGCCCCCUCUGACGGAAGAGGAUUGGGCGAAAACCGAAAGUCGAAUAGACGAACAGUGCAACGCUCGCUUCGACACGACCGGGGAACAGUUAGUUCUACGAACGAAACGGCGCUUGGAGCCCUCGAAACGUCCGACGGAGAUACUGGUGAACUACGGUGGGCUUCGCUCCUACUGGAUCCCGUUGUUAAGACAACGCCGUGAUGAUGAAGUGCUACCAGAAAGCCUGAGAGAAAUCGUUGCGUGGCUUUUCGAGUCCCCAGAAUGCAACUGGUCGACCGAGCAAAGAACUAAAUGGGCGUUUAUGUGAACUGAAAAGAACAUGCAACCAAUUUGAACAUAAUAGUUGAACAUUUAAGCCGGACAUUUCACUGAAAAUUUAGGCUAUUUAUUUAUUUUGUUGCUUCUGUAUUGAAAAUGUACAUAUGUCAGGAAAUAAAGUUUUUUUCUGGCCAAAGCUAGAUAUUAAUAACCCUUUUGUCACUACUUGUAUAUACAGUGUGUAUCAGGAAUGAAACAUGCGUGCAUUAUUAAUGAUAAGCUUA